GGGCAGCUAACGCCAGGCGCAGUGUCCUCCGCGCCCCGUCGUGCUUGCACCGCCGCCCUCGGGCUUCCAGACGUCCACCCCCUCUCUCACUGGCACUUUGCCGCUCUGGCUGUCCCCAGCGCGAAGAGGGAGGAAGGACGCGGAGAGGUGCUGCAGGACCCCUGGGCUUGGCGAGGCUUAUGCUAGUUUCCAGCUUCCGGCGGCGGCGUAGCUAGUGGACCUGCCGGGCAUCCCGGUGCUUGCGCACCGGGUUGAGCCCGCGGUUGGUCCCCUCCGGCUAGUUCGAAGUCCCUGCUGUUCGUGGGCUCUUGCGGUGCAAGAGAGGAGAGACCAGUGGAGCUCUGGGGAGGUUGGGACUGACUCAUCUAGAGUCCCCGUUCCCUUGUUGUUGCACUCGGAAACUUUGCGCUGUGUUUCGGUCUUUGUCCUUCUUGGGGAAGCUGGACGGCAGUUCGUCAGGCCCGGUCCCUGGCCAGGACCGCGCACUGGGGGCCAUGGAGUUCACCGCAUCGCCCAAGCCCCAGCUUUCCUCCAGGGCCAACGCCUUCUCCAUCGCCGCUCUGAUGUCGAGCGGCGGCUCCAAAGAGAAGGAGGCUACGGAGAACACUAUCAAACCCCUGGAACAAUUUGUUGAGAAGUCAUCCUGCGCUCAGCCCCUGGGCGAGCUGACCAGCCUGGAUGCUCACGGGGAGUUUGGAGGCAGUGGUGUGGGCAGCAGCAGCCCAUCCUCCUCUUCUUUGUGCACAGAGCCUCUGAUCCCCACCACCCCCAUCAUCCCCAGCGAAGAAAUGGCCAAAAUUGCCUGCAGCCUGGAGACGAAGGAGCUCUGGGACAAAUUCCAUGAGCUAGGCACGGAGAUGAUCAUCACCAAGUCUGGAAGGAGGAUGUUUCCUACUAUCCGAGUGUCAUUUUCCGGCGUGGAUUCUGAGGCCAAGUACAUAGUCCUCAUGGACAUCGUCCCCGUGGACAACAAGAGGUACCGCUAUGCCUACCACCGGUCUUCCUGGCUGGUGGCUGGCAAGGCAGACCCGCCGCUGCCAGCCAGGCUGUAUGUACAUCCAGACUCUCCUUUCACCGGUGAACAGCUACUCAAACAGAUGGUGUCUUUUGAAAAGGUGAAACUCACGAACAAUGAACUGGAUCAGCAUGGCCAUAUAAUUUUGAACUCAAUGCACAAGUACCAGCCACGAGUGCACAUCAUUAAGAAGAAAGACCACACAGCCUCACUGCUCAAUCUGAAGUCUGAAGAAUUCCGAACAUUCAUCUUUCCAGAAACAGUUUUUACGGCGGUCACUGCCUAUCAGAAUCAACUAAUAACCAAGCUGAAGAUAGACAGUAACCCUUUUGCCAAAGGAUUCCGGGACUCCUCCAGGCUCACUGAUAUUGAGAGGGAAAGUGUGGAGAGCCUGAUUCAAAAGCAUUCCUAUGCCCGCUCACCCAUCCGUACCUAUGGAGGAGAAGAGGAUGUGCUGGGGGAUGAGGUUCAGACGACACAGAAUCGAGGAUCAGCCUUUACAACAUCUGAUAAUUUGUCUCUCAGCUCCUGGGUAUCAUCUUCAUCCAGUUUCCCUGGAUUUCAGCACCCACAGUCCCUGACUGCUCUUGGCACCAGCACAGCAUCCAUAGCAACACCCAUUCCUCACCCCAUACAAGGUUCUCUGCCACCAUACAGCCGACUCGGGAUGCCUCUGACCCCAUCAGCCAUUGCCAGCUCCAUGCAGGGGAGUGGCCCAACAUUUCCCUCAUUCCACAUGCCCCGGUACCAUCACUACUUUCAGCAGGGGCCCUAUGCUGCUAUCCAAGGACUGCGCCAUUCCUCUGCUGUGAUGACGCCAUUUGUAUGACUCUCCCGAAAAUAGGAGAAUCCAGAUCCAAAAUGUGCAAAUGGGUAUGGGAAUACAGGACAGGGUUGGGUGGGUGGGAUGUGGAGUUUGGAGCAGGGGCUCUCCCAGAGACAUGAGACUUAUUAAAGAGGAGAGCAGGACUCACAAUAAAACCUACCACUGAGGGAAGGCACCAUGGACCAGGAUUCAUCCAUAGUUGGGGACAGCUCUUGGGUUUGAGAGAAUCAGUGUAAAGUCCUUAGCCAGCCGAAGUCCUGCGACUAAGAGGAUAUCGGUUUACCCAAAAAGUUUAACAAUACAAGGCAGAUGAAUCUUAAGGUGCACUAUUCCUAGUGGUUAAAAAUGCUGUGUCAAUGCAGUAAUGUAAAAUGUCAAGGUGUAUAGGUUUUCUUUCUACUUUCCACAGGAUAAAAGAAUCUUCAAAGAGGCAAUACUAUGUAACAUACUGACCAUAAUGACUAACUUAAGUCCAUUUCUCCCUGUAGAAAUGAGAGCCAGUAGAAAAAUAUUUGUAGUGCUAUAGCUUAAGCAUGUUUAGUUUUCCUUUGUGUUAGUUUGCUGGAGAAGGAGCUAAGAUAAUGCUCAUGCAUCCUGUUUUGCAGAUGAAUACAUGGUAAUGACUUCACAAAGUUCUUUUUGUAGUACUGAAGGGGCAGUACCUGACAAGUUCUCUUUCACAGUUUUGUCUUUCUUCCUAAUACUCUUUCUUACAGUUACUUGCCAUUUAUGUAGGGAAAAUCUUCCAUAUACUAUUAAGAAGCAAGAGCCUCUGUAUGUAACAUUGUAAAACAGAUUUUAUUUUUCUGGACUUCAGUCUAAAUACACUAUUGACUUCAUUCACUGAGGACCACUCUAAGGUCUCUACACACCAACAUGUGAGACUUUCUUUACUUACAGCUACAAUGAAAAGAUAGUUGCCCUAUUCUGAAAGGAAUUUUUCUACCAUGGGUACCAAAGGUCCCUUCAUUUUUACUUCAGCCCUUCUAUUUUGCUCUGAAUUUGCACCAGGUCAAAUUCUCAUUUUUAGUAAAUCUGCUUCAUUGUUUGAUUAGCCGCUACCACUGAUUGACAGGAAUUUAUGAAUGACCAUUCUAAAUGCCCAUAUAGCCACCAUUUAACCUAUGGUCAUGAAUAGUAAUGUGUCCAUAUAUCUGAUUUGCCCUUUUUUCUUAUUGUGUUACAUUCAGUGACUCUACCAUUUUUCUAGGUCCAUAAUAUGAAAUUGCAUGUUAACUCAAUGCACCCUGACUAAAACAUUGGCAGUGCUUAUAAGCAAACCUAAAGCAUUUAUCCACUUUAUUUUCAACUCCUGCUAUCUUCUUAAGCCUUCUUUAAAUAUUUAUAAUAGUAAUUAACUAUAUCAUAGUUAUAUAUAAUAUCUGUAUUAUUUUUCAGCCAUAUAUAUCUAAGCAUUUACAAUCAGGGUAAAACAUUUGGCAUAUGCAACAGUUCAUUUCCCUAACAGAGAUUUAAAGAAGUUUACUGUCCUUCAACUUUAGACAAAAUACAUUCUAGCCAUAGGAUUUAACCUGUCUUCUUCAAAGAGUCCCCCAAUACUCUUAAUUUUUACACAAUAUUCAUUCUACUUUGCUCUGACUAUAAAAGUACUGAAUCUGUCCAAAGAAGAAAUCUUGCUGCUGAGAGCAGAGCUGUAUUUGGAAGUAAAUGUAAUAUACUUAUCACAUCAGACUCAAGUGAAAUUUUAUUUGGUCAUUUUAAUGUUAGGAUUUUCCAUAUCAAAUGCCUUCUUGGGCAUUUCCAGCGUAUGAAAUAAGGUAUACUGGCAUGGCCUGUCUACCCAAUGCCAUUGUUGGACUUGCAAUUGGUUCUCUCCACUGUAUUCCAAAAUUUAGUUAUGGAAAAGCACAGCCGUGUUAACUAAAUAUCUCAUAGUCCUAUGGCAGACACUGGAGGCUUAUUUCUAACUUCUUGCAUGUUACACUGUAGUAUCCACAGGUGGUUUGUUUUCAAACACAGCACACAUGUGCAUUUCUUUUACCAAAAAAAAAAAAAAAAAAAGCAGUUAGGCAUAAUGUUUAAAUAUCCAUAGAGCUUAGAAAAGGGAUUUAAUAUUUAAUAGUUGGCCUUUUGUCAGUGCUUUUAAUACAGAGGACUUCUGCUUAAAGCAGGAAUAACAAAAGUAAAUACUAUUUUUCAUGAUGCUACUUAUUACCCUUAUAAAUUACUUGUCUACCAAAGUGAAUCCAUAGAUGAAUUUUCUUUUCAAUGUUAAUGCAAGGAUCAUUUUCAUACUAUUUUGACAUUUUUCCUGAUUGGUGUACAUUUUUGUUAAAUAUGGUUUUAGAACAGUAUUUCCUGACUUCAUAACUUUAUUUUAUAAUCAAUAUAAGACUAAAAAUAAGUAGUGUGCUUAGACAAAAACAAAGACAGCCAUCAAAGUAUGCUCCCAGAAAAAUCACACCUGAAAUUCUAAAUUGGAUACAUUUUCAAAGUAUUUGGUAUCAUUUGAAAAAGAAAGAAGCCGAAGUCCAAUAGUGCUUAACCCAAUCAGUCAAUCUAGUCAUGGGAUCCAGGGGUAGGUAUCUGCCCCACCAGGGUCUUUCUGAACUAUUCUGCUUGUUUACUAUAAUUUAAUUCCUUUUAUAUUUAAGAUUUAAAACUCAAAAGUCUAUUUUACCAAAGGCAAACGCAAGAACUAGAUACUUAGUGAGAAAGCCAAAUGAAUGAUAAAGGGCAUGAGUUAUAGUAUUUUUGAAAUAAAUUCAGGGUUCCCCCCAGGUAUAUAACAGUAUCGAAAAGCUUGGCUACUGCGUAGUGCUGCUAAAAAGCAGCCCUGCCAGAAUGGCUUUAUCUAACCCCAAAGAAUUAAUUCAUGACUUAGUUAUGACUUGUUUUUAAAACACUUAUCAAUAAUUCUGAAUAAGCUCAUUUAUUUCUUUGAUUUAGUAAAUCUUCCCCCCUCCCCUCCUCCAUCCACCCUUGAAAGUAUAAACAUAUACAGCUUGUGUCUAACAUAUCACAAAUUAUUAGGUGACAAGGUCUACAUUAAUGAAUUUAUAUUGCAUCGCUGUUUCUUUUGCAUUCAGAACAGUGAUAUGUUGUCUGAAAAGCCUACCACCAUUUCUAGGUGGAGGGCACAGAGGAGGCAUUACUAAGAAGCUUCCUGAUGAUGAUUUAUCAUCACACUGUGUAGGAGUCACACUGACUUGGGAAUUCCAAAAUCCCCUUUGCCCACCGUUAUCCACAGCUCUGUCACUGCACUUCUCCAGCCACAAUAUCUCCACCUCAGGGGGAAGAAAGGAAACCUCUAAAAACCCAAGAAAUAACUAUUCCUAAGAAGCAAAGAAUCCUCAUCCCAUACUGCCUACGAAUUUUUUACAGAGAUAUUAGGAUAUUUAUCCCAAUUCUGAAUUUCACAUUAGCUGUUCAGGCUGUCCUGCUUAUAUUUAAGCUGCAUUUUAUUGAGAAAAAUGUGCUCUAAGUAAAUGGAGUGACUUUACCAGCCCAUUGAAAACAUAGUCAAACUCAAGCCGUGACUCAGUAGCUAAAGUUAAAAAAAUGCAGUUAUAUAAUAUGCAAGAUCAAAUAUGGCAAGAAAAGCAGUUUUUUUACCCAAUCUUCUAUUUUCUAAGUAAGAAAAACUGUUUUCAUUAUUAAAUGUGUGUGGAAUUGAUCAUUGUUACAAACAAAACAAUAUUAUACUCUAAAAUCUAGAUGGACAAAAAUAAAUAAAGCACUGGACAGAAAAGAUUUUUAGCUGGCUCCUUUAGAAAGUCAGACUGGGUAUAGAAUAAAUUAAAAAAUUUUUUAUAUUAUUUCAGAAUGUAAGGGUCUUAUGUAAACAAAGGGAAGGUUAAAAACUCUUCUAAAAUUUUAGAAAAUCAUAACAUCCUUUCUUCACUAUUAUAUCAGGCCAGUUAUAAAAUAUUUCAAUAUUUAGCUUUCUUCAGCAUGCUUAAAUAGGCAAAGGCUCAUUUAUAAAUAUUUGAUAGGCAGAUAAUCCAUAAGUAUUUUCUGACCCUUAUUUCCGUGUCCCUCCCCUUGGAUAAUUCUAAUCCCCUCCCCGAUAAUAAGAAAAUAAAAACAUUUUGGUGAAAUAGUACAUUUGGACAAAAAAUACAAUUUGUUGUAUUUUACUUCUGGUACAUUAAAAUACUGUAUUUAGUUGUUUUUCUUAGUGUCAGAAAUCUAAAAGAAGGUCUUUUAUUUCCUAAAGGAUAAAAUUGGAUAUAGCCUCUUUAGUAGACUCUAUCACAGUUCUAUUGUUUGCUGUGUUCAUUUGCUUAAUGAAUUGCGUGAGAACAGUCACUGUAAUGAAGUGUGUGUGUUGGGGGUGGGGGGAAGGGCAUGGGAAAUGUUUUAUGAGAAAAGAAGUUAUAAGCCUAAUACUAUGAAGUAACAUCUAAUGAAGUUCUUUUUAAGUGCAAUAUAUUUAUUUCUGCUAGAAAUGUAUUAUCAACAUUAUGUAAUAUUUGAAGCAUUACAUAUUAUUUGUAAACAGCUUAAAAUUAUAUAUUACUCAAAACUGUACAGAAGUAUGAAUGUGUGGAUAUUAAUUUCUUUCAUUAAAAAUGGCGUGUUUUGAUAUGUAUGUACA
Molecule: messenger RNA, 6402 nt
Organism: Sus scrofa (pig)
Lineage: Eukaryota; Metazoa; Chordata; Mammalia; Artiodactyla; Suidae
Gene: TBX20
Product: T-box transcription factor 20
Biological process (GO): cell fate specification; positive regulation of DNA-templated transcription; regulation of transcription by RNA polymerase II
Cellular component (GO): nucleus; chromatin
Molecular function (GO): DNA-binding transcription factor activity, RNA polymerase II-specific; RNA polymerase II cis-regulatory region sequence-specific DNA binding
Source: RefSeq, a predicted model, not a curated record